Acanthaster planci (crown-of-thorns starfish) is the source of this 2697-nucleotide messenger RNA. RefSeq names its product proton-coupled folate transporter-like. The record is from RefSeq and is a predicted model, not a curated record. Lineage: Eukaryota; Metazoa; Echinodermata; Asteroidea; Valvatida; Acanthasteridae. Gene Ontology annotation, biological process: transmembrane transport. Gene Ontology annotation, cellular component: plasma membrane. Gene Ontology annotation, molecular function: transmembrane transporter activity.
UCAGUCGUGGGCUUACCCUGAGUCAAAUGUGUCUCUUGAUGCCCAGGAGAAAUAAAUCGAAUUUAGAAAAGAAAUGGCGGAAAAUAGACAGGAAGGACUUCAGGAGUGUUGUGCAGAUAUCGAGGAAAGAAAGCUCUCAAAUCGCGAGCGAGCUCAGCGCCGAUGGGUGACUGUAGAACCCGUGAUUGCACUGGCCGUGGUCGGCUCUAAUUCCAUGGGUCUCGUUCGGCCUUUCUACUUGAAGAGCCGGCUUGGCGAACUGAUGUAUAACAUGUCCACUCUUGAGGAAUUCUCGGGAUGCGACAUCAACGACACAGAAUACAAAGCAAGAGAGGACGACAUCCAGUCUCAGGCUUCCCUUUGGUUGCUGUACUUGAGCAUGUCUGGAAGUGUACCUAUGCUAAUAGCGUCGAUUCUUUUGGGCACUUUAAGUGACAAGUUAGGCAGGAAAAUGUGUAUUGCAAUCCCACUAUUUGGCUACAUUUUCCAGGAGGCAGUCUAUAUAGCAACCAUUUACGGGGAACUGCCUCUCGCAGUACUCUUUGUCGGGGAGGUUUUACUGGGGUCGACAGGUAGCUUUGGGAUACUGUUCGCUGGUUGCAUCUCCUACAUUGUCGACAUUACGACAGAGAACAAACGAACUCUACGGAUUGCGCUGGCUGAGAUGAUUUUCUUACUGUUAAGUGGCUUCGUCCAAGUAGGUGUCGGAUACUUGGUACGUGAUGUUGGCACUCUCCCUCCAUUGCUAAUAGCUUUUGGGUGCAAUAUCCUCUGCCUAAUCUAUAUUGCCGUCCCAGGCAUUCUGAUUGAGACUGUAGACCGUGACAACAUCCCCGACCAUCGCAUAGGGCUCAGAGAAGCUGGCAGGAGUAUGGUGAAGCUUCUCAAGUUCAAUGAGAACGGCCGCCGAUGGCAGAUGCUUCUCCUAGACUUCUUCCUAUUUGUUAUCACCAUUAACAUCAACGGCACCAUCUCCAUCUUCAUCUUGUAUGGCUCAGCAGCGCCUUUCUGUUGGGAUGCUCUCAGCGCUGGCUUGGCUGGGGCGUUCGGAUUUCUCAUCGCGUCUGCCGGAAUGGUUGCUGGAUCGAAGUUAUUUGCUAUCUGCUUGGGGGAAUACUGGAUUAUGCAAAUCAGUUGUCUGAGCCUUCUCGCCUUCAAUAUUGUAAUGAGUGUGUCUCGGACAACCUGGCUGAUCUACGCUGCGAAUCUUAUGGGUGCUUUCCGAGCGACAGCAAUGCCAGUGGCACGAUCAAUCCUGUCCAAAAUAGUUGAUCCAACAGAAAUCGGCACAGCUUUUGCUCUGGUAGCAUGCGUCGAUGGUUUGGCGGUUUUUGUGGCAAGUGCGGUGGCACCAAGCAUCUACGCGGCUUCCGUCCUUUACCUACCACCCUUAAUCUUUUACGUCUUUUCUGGCUUGACUGUCCUCCCUAUUGGAACGAUAAUAAUACUACAGAUAUUUUGGCCUCGAUCAAAGAAGUACCAGUCAUUUUACGGGGAGAAAUCUAAAGACAGCAGUGGACACGAAGCAGACCAGAAACCUGAAGAGAGUAGGGACGAACCUUCAACGGCUUAAAAUUAAAAAGUCCAGAAUUGUUCACCCAUAUUGUGAAACGGUUUAAUGAAUGUGUAAAGUGUAACAUAUCUCUCUCUCUCUCUCUCUCUCUCUCUCUCUCUCUCUCUCUCUCUGUAGGGAGCCGUUAUAAAAAAUAAUGAUAGAGAGUCAUUUAUUAAUCUACAACCACAUAAUUAUUUACAUCGUCCAAAUUUAUAAUGAUCAACUUAUGUUACUACUGAGACUAAAUACUACUGUGUGGGACAUUCAUCAUGGAAUAAUAAUCAAGGCACAGCUCAUCAAAAUCUGAUCUGUUCACUCGGGAAUGACAAAUGGGGUUGCCCACCUGGGAAUGAUGGAGUAGAACUGCUCCUUUUGUAGAUUUUCGGGGCCACACCUAAGCCAAUGAGAGCACUGGAUUGGGACACGUCGUAAUAAAUAAUUCAUAAAAAUUAAUGUACAAAGCCUCUGGAUGAACACUCUAUUGGGAUUUUGUGUACAUGUAGUCUCGCUGACUGUUUCUAGACAGCAAUAAAGGCCGAGAAGCGCAUUUUUUUUCCUGGGAGGGUUAGGGUUAUUUGUAGUGAAGUUCUCCAUCUUGCACCGUGAUCUUUGGUGUAAAUCUCAGCGACAAACAGAACUGAGGAGCUAAUGUGCUGAGGUGAAGAAAACAUAUUUUGAGCAGAAAGAACGAUGAGGGUAACAAUAACACUCAAUGCCGACCCGAGGAGCUCGGUCGUCUAAGUAUUAAGUAUCUGUAUAGAACGAUUUCCACUAUGACCAAUCCGUAAGAAAUAUCGGAUUUGCAGAAAGUCUUGUCAUUGGCCAGAAUGAUGGUAGAAACUAGAAGCUGGAGGACCUCAAAGCCAAUUAAAGAGAAUGAAAGACAAUCAUGCCUCCUGGCAAGUAUUGAAGCCAUUCUAUAAAUAUUAAUCACGAUUUCCAUCGUGAAGCUAUAAAUCAUUAAUCACUAUUCCUUAUUCACAGCCCGAUCUUCAUGUUUGUUCACACAUCUUUGAAAACAGGUUUUGGCGUUUGUAGUGGAGGCAUUUUUAACUUGGGUGAUUUUUUUUAUUAGUACUUGCAGCCUGUAUUAAGAUAGGGGUGGCACCCCUUAGUUUACCCAGUUGGAGUUGCAGUGUGUG